This is a messenger RNA of Salmo salar (Atlantic salmon), 1663 nucleotides long. Lineage: Eukaryota; Metazoa; Chordata; Actinopteri; Salmoniformes; Salmonidae. The record is from RefSeq and is a predicted model, not a curated record.
UUCAUCAGAUUUUUAUGGUAAAACAACUGGACAGCCCACUCACUCAUUAACACCUGACAUUUCCAUGGAGUCCUGGGAUCCAUAUAAACUAUAAUAAACGUCAUCCACAAUAUACAGGUAUACCAUAUACUGUAAGAUAAGUGAGUCAUUAAAGGGUCAUAGGAGAAGAUCAACAACUUCUUCCACUGAACUGUGACUAUUAUCUAGAAGAGAAACUGCUUCCAUUGAACUGAUUCUGUACAUAAACACUACAAUAACCAGGCACGUACACAGAGAGGGUUCUACAAGUACACAGAGAGGGUUCUACAAGUCCACAGAGAGGGUUCUACAAGUCCACAGAGAGGGUUCUACAAUUCCACAGAGAGGGUUCUUCAAGUCCACAGAGAGGGUUCUACAAGUCCACAGAGAGGGUUCUUCAAGUCCACAGAGAGUGUUCUUCAAGUCCACAGAGAGUGUUCUUCAAGUCCACAGAAAGUGUUCUACAAAUGCUCCCCCUCAAAAUGUCAAUACACGGCCCUGGCAAUUCUCCUGACGUGACCUACUAUGCUAUAGAAGUGACCUGGAAGUGUUUACCUCGUUCCAUGGAACUUUCCUGCCUCACCUGAGAGUAGAGGAGGUGAGAAACCGCCCUUUCUGGGAAAAUAACUGCAUUUUGUUUCCUCCCUCAAGGCUUAAAAUAAGAGCACACACUCUUCUCUCUCACACACACAGUUUUGUCGUUAGAUAGUUGGUCGCUGUGCUGACAAUCUUCCAGAACCUAUUCCUGACCUACGCUCCAAAGCACAGAUUUAGGAUCAGCUCAUCCUCAUCAAAUCCAAACCAGGACCUUAAUAAACCACAAGGGGAACACUGACCUCAGACCAGCGUUUAAACCCCACGUCUUCCUGCCCAGACACUGACUCUCUGUCUAGAGUUCCUCUGUGCUCCAGCCGUAUAUCCAUCCAUCCAUCCAUCCAUCCACACCCCAGCCAUCCAGCCAUGGGUCUGAUGAGUGAGGACAUGGAGUGCUGCGUCUGCCUCCAAUCCUACUCUCGUAGGGAGAAGAUCCCUCGGAUGCUCCACUGUAAGCACACAGUCUGUGGGCUGUGCUUGCAGGCGAUGUCCAGGCACCAGAGCGGCCUACUGACAGUCUGCUGCCCACUGUGCCGUUGGAUCACCUGCACCGAGCCCAGCCUCACCCUGCCGGGGUCGCUGUGGGUUAACACUGAGAUCUGGGACCAGAUACUAGACACACAACAGGAAGAGGAGGAGGAGGAAGAGGAAGGACAGUGGAAGGAAGCUAACAGACAGACACAGACCACUACACCGUACACAUGGUCUCCAUCAAGGCAUUGUGGCCUGAGGCUCAAACUACAGAAUUUCCUGAGGAGGAUGAAGCACAAUGUACUGUAAACCGAGAAGACGAAGAGCAGGGAUAAAGAAGACUGGAUGUUACCAUUUCAGAGUAGGAGAUACUCAUUGAGUAAUGAAGCUAAUUCACUAAACAGGACCGACCGGGGAUUUUCAAUAAUGACGCAAGAUUGAACCAAUUAUAAAUAUUCUUUGGGUUUGAUUGACUUUGCGUAUGUGUAAUGUUCUCAGUCAACUUACCUGGUAAAAUAAGGGUUAAAUAAUAAUGAAGGAUAGAUAGAUAGAUAGAUAGAUAGAUAGAUAGAUAGAUAGA